AGCCCCUUUGCCUGCCGUGUUUUUUUAGUACGGUAACGCGCCUGCGUGCCCGCGCGCUUUGUAUAUUUCUCAGGUGCGCUCAGCAGCUCGGAGGACGCGCUGCAGCAGCAGCAGGAUGACAUGGCAGAUGCUUCAGCAGAGAGCACGUUUAACAUGGAGGAGUUCUUCAAAACGGUGGGGGAGGUGAGAAGCCUCAUUGACAACAUCUCCGGCCAAGCAGAGAAGGUGGAGGGACUGCAGGCCGCCAUCCUCUCCACUCCCACCCCAGACAAGAAAAAAAAAGACACAGUGGAGCUGCUGAACAAUGAGAUCAAGAGGAACGGCAACUUGGUCCGAGCCCGGUUAAAAUCAAUGCAGGACAACCUCGCUGUGGAUGAAGACCGUAAAGGAGCCUCUGUAGUUCAGCGUAUUCAGAAGAACCAGCACUCCGACCUGACUCGGUGCUUUGCUGAAGCCCUCCGGGGUCACCACACGGCGCAAAUCUCCUUCCGAGAGAAAUGCAAAGCGCAGAUUCAGAGGCAGCUGGAGAUUGUGGAUAAAGUGACAACGGAUGAAGAGUUGGAGGAGAUGCUGCACCGUGACAAUCUUUCCAUCUUCAUAUCUGAUAUCAACUCUGGCGCUCUGAUCGUGAGCCGAGCUCUGAGUGAGAUUGAAUCUCGGCAUCAGGACAUCAUCCGCCUCGAGUCCAGCAUCAGAGAGCUGCACGACAUAUUUGCCGACACCGCCGUGCUAUUGGAGAUUCAGGGGGACUUGAUCAACAAUAUAGAGAAGAAUGUGACGAGUGCUGCAGAGUACGUUGACGCGUCCAAAGCACAGACCUGCGAAGCCAUCGCAUACAAGAAGAAUCCGUACAAGAUAUCCUCUCUCCCAAGCUUCUUCAGGCCUUUCAAGAGGUAAACCUCUUGUGAAAGUGCUGCCCAAUCGAAACGCCUCGGAUUUUCAGCUUUGACUGAACUCCCGAAUCCUGUUUGAACAUUGACUGCACCAAACGUUUCCUGAUCCACAUACAAGUCUCUGCUCGAUGGAACACGCCUUUCAUCGGAUUGUCGUUUCUGUGCCUGUCUGAACUUGAACUGUUAAAAUAAUGGUGUGUGUGUGUGUGUCAACUUGAAGGUGACAAGUCGCUGAGCGCUGUGUACCGUCAAAAGUGAAAUAUCUGAGUUGACCUUUUUAACAAUGGUUGGAGACUCUUAAUCGUUACGCAAACUCAACCCUAAGUUUUAGACUUACAAAACCUCCUGGAUGGAUUUAUUCAUCAGUCCACUCGCGGUCAGCCGGUGUUCUGCUUAGUGGCCAGCAGGUGGCAGGACAACAUCCGAUAUAACUGAACCAGGGUCAGUCAACUUCCCUCCUCGCUGCAGUCCUGCCUAACCUCUGUGUUUAACCAAUGUCGUCGUGUUGCAUAUUCCAAACGAAACGUCUUCAUCUGAUGCCGUUCCGAUGCUAAAAUAAAGGUGAACGCUACACUGCGUAAA
Messenger RNA from Gasterosteus aculeatus aculeatus (three-spined stickleback), 1475 nucleotides. RefSeq names its product syntaxin-2. NCBI's taxonomy places the organism in Eukaryota, Metazoa, Chordata, Actinopteri, Perciformes, Gasterosteidae. Gene Ontology annotation, molecular function: SNAP receptor activity; SNARE binding. Gene Ontology annotation, biological process: synaptic vesicle fusion to presynaptic active zone membrane; intracellular protein transport; exocytosis. The record is from RefSeq and is a predicted model, not a curated record. Gene Ontology annotation, cellular component: plasma membrane; SNARE complex; synaptic vesicle.